AUGACCAAAUCUGCCCAACCUCUUGUGAUUCAAUCCAACGUCUCUGCUCCAAAGCCAAUGGCUGUUGACGGUGAUGGUAUUUACAUCACUCUUGAAGAUCCUAUUACCAAAGAACGUACCACCCUUAUCGAUGGUUCCACUGGGGCCGCUGUUGGUGCUGUCGGACACAAAGAUCCAGAAAUCAUCGAAGCCAUGAAGCACGCUGCCGAAACCUCGGUGUACAACUAUCCAGGUGCCAUCUCCAACUAUCCAUCUGAAGAACUUGCUGAAUUCUUGGUGCAAAACUCUCCUAAAGACGCUUUUGCUGCGGUGUUGAUCACCGGAUCAGGGUCUGAAUCGGUCGAAAACGCUUUGAAAUUGGCCAAGCAAUACCAAGAUGAAAUCGGCCAGACCCAGCGUUACAAAUUCGUUAGCCGUAAGAAGACAUACCACGGUUACACCAUGGGUUGUUUGUCUAUGGGGCAUAAUCCAAGAAGAACCAGAUUCGACAAAUUCUUAGGUGACCCAAAGACUUUCCUCAAGACUGAAGCCGUUUAUCCAUACCGUGAUUUGAAAGAAGGAGAAACUUUAGAACAAUACAAGGAUAGAUUGGUCAAGGAUGUCGAAGAUACUUUCAUUGCCAAUGAUCCAAGCACCAUCGUUGGCUGGCUCGGGGAAACCGUUGUCGGUUCCACUUUUGGUACCUGUCCUCCGGUGCCAGGGUACUUGGAAGGCGUCAGGGAAGUGUGUCACAAGUACGGUAUUUUGUUUAUGUUGGAUGAAGUGAUGAGUGGGAUUGGCCGUUGCGGGACUUUCCAUGCUUGGGAACAAUAUUUGCCAGAAAACCAAGGUCCAGAUAUUCAAACUAUUGGUAAAACUCUUGGUAGUGGAUAUGUCACCAUUGCUGCGGUGCUCGUGUCUCCUAAAGUGAAGAACGCAUUGACCGAUGGUUCCAACUACAUUAUCGGGGCACAAACUUACCAUCAACACGCAUUCAAUUGUCAAGUGGCCCUCGCGGUGCAAAAGAAGGUUAAGAGAGACAACUUGAUCGCCAACAUGAAAGAACAAGGUAACUAUUUGGGAGCCCAAUUGAAGGAGAAAUUGCUCGGGAAGUCCAAGAUCGUUGGGGAUGUUAGAGGUUCCGGUGGUUUCUGGUCUUUAGAAUUGGUUAAGGAUACCAAGACCAAAGAACCUUUUGCUGCUGAUUUGAAGAUGCACGGGGUGGUUGGUAAGCAAAUUAGCAAGAACGGUGCCACCAGUAUGCCAUGUCCAGGUACUGUUGACAACAAGAUCGGAGAUCAUGUUUUGUUUGCUCCAAGUUUCAUCAUUACCAGAGAGCAAACUGAUAAGUUGAUCGACAUUGUGGUGAAAUCAGUAUUUGAAGUUGAAGAACAGAUCGGUGCCUAA
Saccharomycopsis crataegensis is the source of this 1386-nucleotide messenger RNA. RefSeq lists its product as uncharacterized. Bases 1 to 1386 code for a protein of 461 amino acids. Lineage: Eukaryota; Fungi; Ascomycota; Saccharomycetes; Ascoideales; Saccharomycopsidaceae. The transcript has a single exon. Gene Ontology annotation, molecular function: pyridoxal phosphate binding; transaminase activity. Gene Ontology annotation, cellular component: cytosol. The record is from RefSeq and is a predicted model, not a curated record.